CGCCCCGCGCCUGCCACUGCCACUGAGGAGCGUGGAGCGCAGCCGCGUCCCUGAGCUCCGCCGCCGCCCCUCGCUGUCCCGCCAUGGCUGUGCGCCUCGUCCGUGGGUCCGUAUGCCUCCUGGGCGCCUGCCGCUCCUGGUGCCAGCCCGCCGUGAGGUGUUCUCAUUCUGGAGUGGAAGCACGUCUAGAAAGUUCUUCUGCUAAAAGAUUUACAGAUAUAGGAAUUAGAAGAAUCUUUUCUUCGGAGCAUGACAUUUUCCGGGAAAGUGCAAGAAAGUUUUUUCAAGAAGAAGUGGUUCCUAAUCAUGCAGAAUGGGAGAAAGCUGGAGAAGUGAGUAGGGAGCUUUGGGAAAAAGCUGGAAAACAGGGACUGCUUGGUGUCAACAUUGCAGAACGUCAUGGUGGGAUUGGUGGUGACUUGUACUCAGCAGCUGUUGUUUGGGAGGAGCAAUCCUACGUAAAUUGUUCAGGUCCAGGUUUUAGUCUUCAUUCAGAUAUUGUCAUGCCUUAUAUUGCAAACUAUGGCUCAGAAGAACAGAUUAAGCACUUCAUCCCCCAGAUGACUGCAGGCAAAUGUAUUGGUGCCAUAGCAAUGACAGAGCCUGGGGCUGGGAGUGACUUACAAGGAGUAAGAACAAAUGCCAAAAAAGAUGGAAGUGAUUGGAUUCUCAAUGGAAGCAAGGUGUUCAUCACUAAUGGCUGGUUAAGUGAUGUUGUGAUUGUAGUUGCGGUUACAAAUCGUGAAGCUCGGUCACCUGCCCAUGGCAUUAGCCUUUUUCUGGUGGAAAAUGGAAUGAAAGGAUUUAUCAAGGGACGGAAGCUACAUAAAAUGGGAUUAAAAGCCCAGGAUACUGCAGAACUAUUCUUUGAAGAUGUCCGAUUGCCAGCUAGUGCCCUACUUGGAGAAGAGAAUAAAGGCUUCUAUUACCUCAUGCAAGAACUUCCACAGGAAAGGUUGUUAAUUGCUGAUUUGGCAGUUUCUGCCUGUGAAUUCAUGUUUGAAGAAACCAGGAACUAUGUUAAGCAAAGAAAAGCUUUUGGGAAAACAGUUGCACACAUACAGACUGUGCAGCAUAAACUAGCAGAAUUAAAAACACACAUAUGUGUAACCAGAGCUUUUGUGGACAGCUGUCUGCAGCUGCAUGAAACGAAACAUCUGGACUCUGCCUCUGCUUCCAUGGCGAAAUAUUGGGCAUCUGAGCUACAAAACAGUGUAGCAUAUGAUUGUGUACAGCUCCAUGGAGGAUGGGGAUACAUGUGGGAAUACCCGAUUGCAAAAGCUUAUGUGGAUGCCCGAGUUCAGCCAAUCUAUGGUGGUACCAAUGAAAUAAUGAAGGAACUGAUUGCAAGAUCUAUCGUCCGUGACCAGUAGGCAUCUGCCCACAUCCUGGAAUCCUAUUACAGCUAAUCAGGUUUUAAAUCUACUGAAGACAAAGCCUAAACUGGAAAAGGAGGAGCAUGGCAAGUGCUUUUUAUGUGCUCUGUCCUAUAGAGAAA
This is a messenger RNA of Heterocephalus glaber (naked mole-rat), 1498 nucleotides long. It is a transcript of the gene Acadl, whose product is annotated as acyl-CoA dehydrogenase long chain. Gene Ontology annotation, biological process: fatty acid beta-oxidation using acyl-CoA dehydrogenase; long-chain fatty acid catabolic process; carnitine metabolic process, CoA-linked. Lineage: Eukaryota; Metazoa; Chordata; Mammalia; Rodentia; Bathyergidae. The record is from RefSeq and is a predicted model, not a curated record. Gene Ontology annotation, cellular component: mitochondrion; cytoplasm. Gene Ontology annotation, molecular function: flavin adenine dinucleotide binding; long-chain fatty acyl-CoA dehydrogenase activity.